Molecule: messenger RNA, 1062 nt
Organism: Candida albicans SC5314
Lineage: Eukaryota; Fungi; Ascomycota; Pichiomycetes; Serinales; Debaryomycetaceae
Product: U2 snRNP complex subunit
Exons: 1
Coding region: 1-1062 (353 amino acids)
Biological process (GO): mRNA splicing, via spliceosome
Cellular component (GO): catalytic step 2 spliceosome; precatalytic spliceosome; U2 snRNP
Molecular function (GO): RNA binding
Source: RefSeq, a predicted model, not a curated record
AUGGUUAAAAGAGUAAGGGAAAUUUUUUAUAUUUUUUAUAUAUAUAUAUAUAUUUUUUUUCAAACGUUUAGUGUUGUGUGCGCCAACCUCAUCUCGUCUUCUUCUUCUUCUUCUUCUUCUUCUUCUUCUUCUUCCUUCCUCUUUCUCUUUCUCUUUCUCUCUCUAUUUCUAUUUCUAUUUCUAUCGCACCACCAACCAACCAACAAGAAAUAUAAUCCCCACUCUCAAACAUGUCAACUUACUUAUUCAUUAACUAAACUAACCCCAUACAUCAUCUUCAUGAAUACAAUUAAACAAAUAAAUCAAAUAAAUCAAAAAGAAUUGAAUUCUCAAACAUCUUAUAAAUCAUCAUGGCAUUAUGAUUAUCGUGAUACAAAUUAUUUAUAUAUUGGGAAUAUUCCUUAUAAUUUAACCACUAAAGAUUUAAUUAUUAUAUUUAGUCAAUAUGGUAUACCAACUCAUAUUAAUUUAAUUAAGGAUAAAGAAUCUAGUAAACAUCAUCGAGGAUUUGGAUUUUUAAAAUAUGCAAAUUUUAAAAGUUGUAUAUUAGCUAUUGAUAAUUUUAAUGGGAUUAAAUUGGGUGAUCGAUAUUUAAAAGUUGAUCAUAAUUAUUAUAAAUUACGAGGUGAUGAAAAUGAAGAUGAUUAUUUGAUUGAUUAUGAAGAGAUUAAAAGAGAGAUGGAAGAGAAAGAAAAGAAAGAAAAGAAAGAAAAGAGAGUUGAUAAUGAUGGGAGAUUGAUUGAAGGAAAUAAAGAAAUUAAGGAAAUUGAAGGAGGAGAAAAGAAAGAAGAAGAAGAAGAAGAAGAUAAUGAAGAAGAUAAUGACAAUAAUGAUGACGAUGAAUUUAAAGAUCCAAUGGCUCAAUAUUUGACAAAGACAAAUGACAAGGAAAGGGACGAUGAUGAUGAUGAUGAUGAGUUUAAAGAUCCAAUGGAACAAUUUAUUAAAGAUAAAAAGAAAAAAAGUGGGAAACAUAGAUCAUCUCAUAGAUCAUCACAUAGGUCAUCGCAUAGAUCGUCCCAUCAUAAAUCAAAAGAUCGUGAAAAAAGUCCUACUAGAUAA